Notolabrus celidotus (New Zealand spotty) is the source of this 8713-nucleotide messenger RNA. It is a transcript of the gene tgfbr1b, whose product is annotated as transforming growth factor, beta receptor 1 b. Gene Ontology annotation, cellular component: plasma membrane; activin receptor complex. The record is from RefSeq and is a predicted model, not a curated record. Gene Ontology annotation, biological process: heart development; nervous system development; transforming growth factor beta receptor signaling pathway. Gene Ontology annotation, molecular function: transforming growth factor beta receptor activity, type I; ATP binding; activin receptor activity, type I. NCBI's taxonomy places the organism in Eukaryota, Metazoa, Chordata, Actinopteri, Labriformes, Labridae. The transcript has 9 exons. Bases 52 to 1575 code for a protein of 507 amino acids.
UCAGCGCUGGGAGAAGUUAGCAAUCGGCUGCCAGUCUGGUCCGUAGCCACGAUGGAUGCAACACCAUGCCUUCUGCUCGUCCUCCUGUUCUGGACAAGGAUAGAAGAAAACAACUCUCUCCAAUGUUACUGUGACCGCUGCAGCGCCAACUCCAGCUGUACUACUGACGGUGUCUGCUAUGUCGCCGUUCGCAAGUCAGGUGCCAGGCUAACCAUCGAGCGACGCCAGUGCGUACACGAGACCGAACUGAUCCCACGAGACCGGCCCUUCUUCUGCGCCCCGUCAGUCAAACAUGACGAGGGCAUAUACCCCAUGUGCUGUACUGAGGACUACUGCAACAAAGAUCCUGACCUUGUUGACAUUCCUGUCCCAACAGUCAAGACUCCCCCUCUUGGUCCUGUGGCCCUCGCGGCAGUGAUCGCCGGCCCGGUGUGUUUGCUCUGCCUGUUGCUGGUGUUGGCGUUCUAUGUUUGCCACAGCCACAGAGGUCUGGGGGCAGGGGGCGCAGGGGCCCAUCACCACCACCACCAUCGGGUGCCCAACGAGGAGGACCCCUCUAUGGACCACCCCUUCAUCACUGUGGGAACAACGCUAAAGGACCUCAUCUAUGACAUGACCACGUCCGGCUCUGGAUCAGGCCUGCCACUGCUGGUCCAGAGAACCAUCGCCAGGACCAUCAUCCUUCAAGAAAGCAUCGGGAAGGGGCGUUUCGGGGAGGUGUGGCGAGGAAAAUGGCGCGGUGAAGAGGUGGCUGUGAAGAUCUUCUCCUCCCGCGAGGAACGCUCCUGGUUCCGUGAAGCCGAGAUCUACCAGACCGUGAUGCUGAGACACGAGAACAUUCUGGGCUUCAUUGCUGCAGACAACAAAGAUAACGGGACAUGGACUCAGCUGUGGUUAGUGUCUGAUUACCAUGAGCACGGCUCCCUGUUUGACUACCUGAACCGAUACACCGUCACCGUGGAGGGCAUGAUCAAGCUGUCCCUGUCAACAGCCAGUGGCCUCGCCCACCUUCACAUGGAGAUCGUGGGCACACAAGGUAAGCCAGCGAUUGCCCACAGAGACCUCAAGUCAAAGAACAUCCUGGUAAAGAAGAACGGUACUUGCUGUAUCGCAGACCUUGGUUUAGCUGUUCGCCACGACUCAGCCACCGACACCAUCGACAUCGCUCCAAACCACAGAGUGGGAACCAAAAGGUAUAUGGCUCCAGAGGUCCUGGACGACUCCAUAAACAUGAAACACUUUGAGUCUUUCAAGCGGGCAGACAUCUAUGCCAUGGGCCUGGUCUUCUGGGAGAUUGCCAGCCGCUGCUCUAUGGGAGGCAUCCAUGAGGACUACCAGCUUCCCUACUACGACCUGGUUCAGUCAGAUCCAUCAGUGGAGGAGAUGAGGAAGGUUGUUUGUGAGCAGAAGCUUCGGCCCAACAUUCCCAACCGCUGGCAGAGUUGUGAGGCCUUGCGGGUGAUGGCCAAGAUAAUGAGGGAGUGUUGGUAUGCCAACAGUGCCGCCCGACUCACCGCCCUGCGAAUCAAGAAAACGCUGUCCCAGCUCAGCCAACAGGAGGGGAUCAAGAUGUAGACACGACCACAAAACAUACAAACACACACUCACACACACAUUAUGACUGUCACCCAUAUCGUUAGCAUUAUUAUCAUCUUUAUUAUUCAUUGAUUGUUCCUUCCCUUUGGCUGUAAAGGGAAGCAAAGACUUUUCCCCCCCUCUGGGCUCUGUUUCUUCUCCCAUCGCAUUCAUGGACAAACUGCUGAGUCCUGUGUGUGCGCCGUGUGUCUCACCGGUCCGACACUUCCACACAAAAAGGCUGAGUGGAUGGAUCUAGAGGGAGACACGAGGGAUGGUUGUGCCUGAAUGGGAUAACAGGGGUAUGAAAGGAAGCCUCCACUCUUUCUUCACCAUCUUCCUUCUUCAUCACAUUGAACUUUCUGGAGACCCACUGGGAGAUGCGGGGUCCCAUGUAGAGUCCCACUCUCGACUGCUCAUCGCACACCAAAACCUGUCAGAGCUCAGAGCCCCCAUCAGGUCAACUGAAGGCCAGACAAGGAAUCUCACCUGAGGAACCUCUGAGCUGCCGGAGCUCCGCUUUCAUUUCCUCUCAUCUUCGUCAUCACCCCCCUCAUUUGUAUAUUAGCAUUUCAGUCUUCUCUUCAGAGAGUAAGCUACUCUUCAGUAGGGCUGCAAGAAGAAAAAUUAUAAAUUAUGCUUCUUUAAACACUAAAAUGUGUUGAAUCAGAAUGGAACAUGUGAUCUGUUAAUUCACAAUACAUUGUGAGAUGAAUGUAGCUACAUGCAUGGCUCCCAAACACUAUAACAUGCCAUGUUUUUAAGUUGCAGUUACCCAUAAUUGCAUUAGUCUUUAAAAAGAAAUUAAGUAAACAGUCAAGUGCAUCAGUGGCGGCGUCAUUUAUUAGUUGAAACCUAAUUGAUUGGAUCAUAAGAAUGUAUAUCUUUACAUUCUAACCUAAAGAAUUAACGGCACAUUGUUAGUGUGUGUUUUCAGCAGAAUGAGACGGUCACUGUGAGAGCUACAUCGCACAAUCCCUCUCAAUUUCAAAGCUUAUCACAGCUGUGUUAAAUACUUGAUUCUGAUUGGUCAGUUACCGCAUUCUAAGGUCUGCUGUGUCUCAAUAGCAAACCACCGCUGUGAGGAACAGACUGUUGCUAGGAUUGCAGCGUUGAUCUCAGGCUCUUGAGGAUUUAUUUUUAACAUAUCAGUCCCUUGAAAGAAGUCCACUAAACCAUCGAUUCAUUUUGACUUCUGUAUGAUUUUAACGAUGCAAGAAGGAUUUUGAGUAAGCAUGUGUAAAACAGGGUCCUGCAUCACCUCACAGGGUCCCAUUUCUCUCCAUCACAUUCUCCCUGACGUUAAAUCAGGGUUAUUAGUAAUUUAAAAAGAGAAACGGAUGUGAUGCGAUGUUGUUUGCAGCCCUACUCCUGAGUGGUGUUACAGUAGCAUUGGGAACAGAAGCAUGGACCUGGGGGUCAUGGGACAUUGUGUAAGUCAGACAAACAGCAGCUUCAUCUGUUCUCCAUCUAGCAGAAUCUCAUCUCUGCAACGUUUUUGCACCUGUUGUUUUUUCUUCUUCUUUUGUUACUCUUGUGUUUCCCAUCUCCCUCUGUACUGGCAGGGAGCUGGACAGGUCAGUUUAACUUAUUGUGUUUGUUAAUUUUCUUUCUGGUGGCAGGGGAUCUUUAUUUUUUUUUCUUUGCAAAACAAAACUGGACAUGAUGACCUCAUUCAUUUUUGGCAACAUGCUGCAACAUAUGCAAUAUACAGUAGAUAAAUGUGUCUAUUUUCUAUACUCUGCUCUGCUAAAACCACAAAACAGCAAGAACAACAACAACAACAAUCAGCUGCCACCAUGCCUUCCAAGCCAGCGGUUACCGGAAAGUGCCAGUGCUUUAACAACCCAACUCCUCUCACGUCGGUCGCUGUGGAGUGCGUUCGCUCUCUCGUGUAUGCAGCUCCGUGCAUGUGUGUGCCAAAGGUUGGGGGGGAGAGGUCUGGAGGAGCCAUGCCGAGCACACAGCAAGCUCGUACUAUGCACACCCAAGAACGAGGGGAGGAUUUUUUCAGAAAGGGCACACACUGCACGUCUCGCAGCAGCAGCACCCACAACCCAGCCGACUCUCUGGUGCCAUUUCAUCAAAACCCUCACACCUGAACACCGGACCACCUCAGCAACAACUCAUCGUACAGCUUCUCCUCCUCGCGGACAGAGUCCGGAAACUGAGCUCCAGCACCUCAAACUGUGUUUAGUUGGAAAAAACAACACCGCAAAAAGCUCACGGCGGCUUCGGAAAAAGAGACAGAGACUUGUAAGCAUUACUGAUGUUGCCCUAUAAAUGUAAACUCUUGGAUUUCUGAUUCUGUUCGUCGUAUGUGUUCGCGCCGUCAUCGACUACGUGGCAGUGCGGAUCAACCUUUCAAGCAUUUUUCUUCUUUGUAGGAUAAUCAACAAAAAUUGAGGUACAUUCAUUUAAAUAUAGCAAACGGAUACUUACUAAGCCAUAGGUUUUCCAGGUUGUGUAUUAUUAUUUUUUCUUUUUCUACCAGAAUGUACAUUUACAAAAAACAAGAGUUCAAAAAAGGUAAAAUUGACAGUUUUGUCAUUUCAGCUUAGCAAGCCUUAAGGGACCAACGCAUAAGAGUCGAGAUCUGCUCUUAUUGUUUUUUCUUUAUUUUUCUUUUAAUGAAAAAAGAUGAUAUAUAUUAUUGAUUAAUAUGGUAAAAGUAGUGUCAUUAUUAUAUCUAAAGGACAAAAAAAUAUAUGUAGCACCUGAUUUAACGAUUUGUUUCAGUCAAGUGUCUGUCCUGUUGCCAAAAUUGCCGCACAUCUAAACCCGUAUGAUCUCAUUGUACAGAUUUGCUUUUGUCUCAGUCGCAUCAGAAGCACUUGUGUUUUAACUCACCGGUCCAAACCAUAUCUAUUAUGAGAAACAGUCGACAUGUACAAAGUUUCAAUAUCCCUCACAUUCAGUUAAUCAGAUCGGCCAGACAGCGAUGAAAAAGAAAUCCCAGAGUCUCUUGAUUGUUCAGCAAUAAGUGCACUUCUGAACCACUGCUGGGUUUACCUGUGCGGCAACUUUGGGCGUCUGUGAGUCUGCCUGUCUUCAUUAGUUUUCUUUAUGGAUACAUAAUGUAUUGAUGUGCUGCUACUUAGUUGUCCACCUCGCUUUGGAAAGUUGAGGUGAGAGCUGCCGUUGGAUGUAAAAUAUCCUCAGAUUGCCUGAAUCUGAUCAGUGUGCCAUGUUGCUUUGAAGCAGAUCCAGCCCAUCAUCAUACAGUUGGCAGUCCUCAUGAUAGUUUCUCUGAAGUACGUGAAAGAGUUGUCCGCCGACGUCCGUGAAGCGCAGAAGUCCACUCUACCGACCACUGCAGCAGCUAAUUUCGCUGACCAGUUCUUCAUCUCUGGUUCAAAGUGCUGGCCGGUUCAAUCAGUUGCUGUCUGGCAGAAUGGAAAGCUGUAGCCUUCAUGGCAUGGCUGAGAACCAGGGUGCCAAUGUUAUCAAUGGGAGCUCGAGUAGCUACUUCUCUCCACUUUAAAUGUCCACACAUAAAAACACAGUUGGAAAAGCUUUUAGACAUAUUUUCCUCUAUGAAGGCCAAGUGUUGAGGAGGUAGGAGAGAGCAUUUCUUCAAAGGUUGUGACUUGUUUCGUAGAAAGCUCUGCAGGAAAAAAAAAACAAAAAACUUUUGAUGCCCUCAGAGCGACUGAUAAUGUAAUGACAAAUGGAUAAUGUCAUAAUUUCUGAAAGUAUUCACACUGCACCUCAAAAAAAAUGUGACUCAAUCUGUCCAGGAAAUUGAUUUUCUGAUAGUUUUACAGCAGCGCUAAUGCAUCACCUUCCGCUUUUCAGAGAAAGCUUUCGACCUUAACUUUGCAGACGUUACUUUCUAAAGACAUCCCGACUUUUUGAUUAAAGACUUUUCUUAUCACCUUAAUUUACAAAUACUCUUAAAACUCCUGAAGAAAAAACAAAGUUGCAUUUCAGCCAGCUAAAUGAAAUGAACGCAUCACCAGCAAUAUCAUAAUUGAAGUGUAAAAAUUAUUUAUGACACAUAUCCUUGAAAGCUACAUAACCAGUUGCUUCAGGCUAAAAAUCAGACUUUGGUUGAAGUCGAACAAAAAGCAGAUUGUGUUGUAUCCACUUGUUCAGUUCCACUGUUCAGAAUCGUUCUCGUGAAUGAAGUAUUCGUAAAUAUUUAGAGACAGUCGGCAGUGGCAGAAGUGACAUUUCAGCCUUGUAAAUAUUGUGUGGAUUAAACAAAAAAAGAAAGCUAUCCUGAUAUUAGAAGAAAGUGAAGUGGGUAUCGCUGCUAUGUUAAAUACAAAAAGGGUGACGGACUAUGCUGAAUUAAAUGUUAAAUGUGUACUAAUGUGGUCAAAGUAGGAGGGAAGAUAGGGCUUGCCAGGAAAGACCAGGUCAGAGAAUCCAUAAUGCUAAGCCAUGUGAGUUGAAAGAGUAGCUUAGGAGCCCGUGAUGGCAUAGAGAACUUAAAUUAGAACAUUUCAAAGUAUACCUUUAAAUACAACCUGGCUUGCCCUGUAUUGGAUUUGGACUGUACAGUAUGUGUAUUCCACAAACAACGUCAUUCUCUGGGACAUAAACAACAACAAAAGCUCAACUCAACAGCACCUCUGGUAUGCCUCAACAAGGACAACCUUCAUUCUGUCUUAAAGUCACCAGCAGCCUUGUAUUUUUUCUUUUCUUAACCCAAGAUGACUUAAUUGUAAAAAGACAUGUUUGCACCCAGCUGUUUUUCUCUCGUGCUCUUUAUACAGCUCUCUCUCUCUGUCUUUGAUUCUUGCCUUUCUCUCUUGUCAUUCCAUGUUAUCUAAUCGACCUAACAGAUAUCACCUAGCUACAAGAGCCACUCGUCACUGCAGCCGAUUCUGUGGCUUCAGAUCCCAUAACAUGUUGAACCAACUCGCGUACAUACCCCACCUACAACUCCAUGUGUCGAUCUUAGGGCCUGGGGUUUUGUCUGAAACAAAACUAGCCAGUACAACGCAAAGUAAAAACUGGAGAUGAGCGCACGCAUAUUCAGACCGUCUCUCAAACCUUGAAUUCGACAAUGACGUUAAACUCUCUCGUUGUCUUUGAGGAGAAACUGUCUGAAUUGCGCUCUGUCAUCUGCAUACAACAAUUGCCGCACUUUGCAAUCUCUGUUAAAGCCGGCUUCCACCCGUUCUCAGAUUGCAGCAGUGUGGAGCAGGCUUCUUCUUCAGAUGUUGCUUGUUGUACAAACUAGCCUGUUUUGAACAUAUGUUAGCCUUACGAUUAUAAAAGGGGACAAACUAUAGCUCGUCCUUCUGUCUGAACGUUUGGUAUUGAACCUGUAAAUGAUGUCUUUCCUCCAUUUUGUUUGACACUUCUUUGGGUUUGGCAAACAUUUUUUUCGCUGAGGUAUCUCGACAGCUUUCUGGGCUCUGACCCAUCGAAAAAAGAUUACACAGAAAACCUGCUGUACCUCAUCUUUGAGAAUCCUACCUUGCCUUCUAUGUCCUAAGCUCAGAAUAAAACAGGGGGGGGGUGUCAUUGUACCCUGUUGAUGAACAGCCAUCGUGAAAUUUCAAACCUUGGUUCAGCGGUCAACACAGUUAAAGGUUGUGGAAAGAAGCAGCAUUGUACCUGAGCCGUUUCGUGACCCAAGAAAUGAGAUGCACUCUUUGCUUGGUAAAAUAUGCAGCCUUGUCAUACAAGUCUGUUACGCCGAAGGGGGGGAACAAAAACAAGCUUUUUUCCUCUGCUCCGUUUGCAUUGACGGAGGGCAGAAACAGGGAGGUGACAUAAACUAUGCCAGCAGCUCUACAGCUUCAAACCACGCACUGAGUAAUCCCAACAGCUGUGAAUGUAUCGGCCCUCUCAGAGUCUCCCACCAAUCUGAGCACAGCCUGCGUAAACUCAGCCCAAAGGUCACGGCAGCAACUUUGUGAACAUGCAACUUUCCACCGCACGGGUCUCUCUUCUUCUCUCCUUCUCUCUCUCUCUCUCUCUCUCUCUGUCUCUCUCUCUCUCACUUUCUCUCUCUCUAUCUUCUUCUUGUUAUGCAAAGUCUGGGCCAACGGUGUCUGCCCUCUCAGUAGUCCCUCUGGAUCACACAGGCUCAAAGACCAAUCUAUGCUAGCAUGAUCCACUCACUGUGAUGAGGAGUGUGUUUGGGUCGAAGGGUUAUCACGAUCUCCCUCUUGGUUGCUCUCUGUUGUAGCAGAGACCUGCUCUGAGACGGUCUCUGCUGGAGUUUUGGGUCGACGGUCAGGUUUCUGCUAUGACUUGUUUGGGUCACAAAAAGGUUCAGGCUUUGCUCGAUUUAACACUUUUCCUCUCCGAUGCUGCAGUGAGGCCUUUGUGGCAACAAAGGGUAGCAGAAAGCUUUAUCACAUUUUAUUUGGUGCCUAAGUUUGACAAGACUUCUUUUUACUUUUCACCUCGAAUGACAAGACUGCAUGUGAUUGUGUCUGCAUUGGUGUCUGCAUUACCUGCUUUAUAGAUGUCAUCCAAAAGCUGAGAAGUAUCUUAAAAAAGCAUAAUUAACAUAUUAAAAAGGUCACUUAAUCAAAAAGAAAAUACCUCCUUUUAAAGACCAAUGUGUUUUACCUCACUGUAUAUAUAUUCUCGAUUUGUUUACUCCAAGUUUGCAAUUUAUCUUUCUCUUUUUUGUUUCUAUGAAAUGCUUAAAAAGUUGAAGAGAAUAAUUUUGUUUUCUUUUCAAUGGUACUUUUUUGUCAGAUGGCAUUGUAUUGUGUUUGUGUUGUGCCCAAGCAGUAUACUAUUCCUCUUUUACCAUGCUCUGUAUAUGACCUGUUGGUUGUGUUCUGCGUGAGCUGUACAGUCAAAGCGCUUUACAAAUGUCCAAGCCCCCUUCUGAGCUCUGGUACAAAAUGCCUUGUUAGAUAUGUUCUUUUGUUUAAUGAAAAAAAAAAAAAGAAAAAGAAAAAAGGAGUCAAAGUGGAGGUUGGAGGAGGCUGGAAGUGAGGGGAGGGACUGUAAAGCAAAAACCCCUCAACAACUGUUGAACCCUCCUCACCUCGUGACCCUCCUGGAUUUCUAAACAUAUUAUAAUCAUGACUUUUUUUAUAUAGUGUGUACAGAUGAAUGAGAUCGACAUAGGAACUAGAGGAUUGACACUUAUGUUAACUUCUAACAUAGCUGGAGUAGAAAAUGGUGUGAAUAAAGAAACCAAGUUUCACUACAA